Trichoderma asperellum CBS 433.97 is the source of this 2070-nucleotide messenger RNA. The record is from RefSeq and is a predicted model, not a curated record. Lineage: Eukaryota; Fungi; Ascomycota; Sordariomycetes; Hypocreales; Hypocreaceae.
AUGAUCAGGAACGCCACCAUGAUCACCCCCGUGAAAUUCCACGGUGAUACGGCAGCCUCUCGAGUCCUCGCCCUGACGCGCGAACAUAAAUUGACCCACUCAAUGCUUGACAUCAUGCAGGUCGUCUUCAACAACCUGCGAAGCAACGAUCCUGAGCUCUCAAAGGAGGACUUCGUCAAGUUCCUCUCAAAAGUCCAAGGCGAAACAACGAUCCAGCUGGACAAAGACACAUACAACGAGGGUGAUUUCCUUUACGUAUUGGCACACAAUUGGGACGCCACUCGGAAGCCGUCAGAAAAGGACUACUCAAAACCCAUAACCAAUUAUUUUAUCAACAGUAGCCACAAUACCUACAUUAGCGGCAAUCAAUUAGCCUCUAAAACUUCCCCAGAGGCCUAUACAACUGUCCUAAGGAGGGGUGGCCGUUGCAUCGAAAUCGACGUCUGGAAUGGAGACGAGAUCCUAGUGACUGCCCCCAAGUCUCAGGGUGGCGGCGGUCAUACGAGAGCUAUAUCGGGAAGCGCUCUUCCCUACGCUGCCGCUGCCCUCAUAGAGACAGUGGAAGACAAACUCGAGGCCGCUAGGGAUUACCUAGCGAGCUCCAACCCCAGCGGGCGCUCGCGGAGCCCUAGCUCUCAUAGCAGAACCACAACUGACGAUAGAUCGUCAAGCUCUAGCGACGCAUUCCUUCCUGGUGGCAAUGAAUUGAUCGAGAAAGAAGAGGCCCCUCGCCUUUCGAGAACUCGGCAAAACCUCCCUAGGGGAGAGCCCAUUGUAACCCACGGCUGGACUUUUACGACUCCAUGUGGCUUCCGAGAGGUGUGCGAGACGAUUCGAGACAAUGCGUUUGCUCACGGGAAUGACCUGCCUAUCAUUAUCAGCUUGGAAGUUCACGCUGACCAUAGCCAACAAGAGAUCAUGGCGAAAAUCAUGAAGGAAGUUUGGGGGGAUAUGCUUGUCCAGCAGCCCUUUGACGGCUGUGAUCCCAAGUUUAGGGUGCCCACCCUUGAUGACCUUCGACGCAAAAUUCUAGUCAAGGUCAAGCGAGCCGCCGCCAAGAUGCCGAGCCCAGAGGACUUGACAGCUUCUAUGCCAAUUUUAGCGACCGAAGACGAUGGCUCGACUUCGGACGAUGAGCCUCAUCUCCCUCGCCUUAAAACAUCUGCAUCAUCGCCGGCCGAAGUACCGCAGCAAGAUGCUCAUGGAAAAAUGACAAUAUGCAAACCUUUGAGUGAUCUCGCUAUAUACACCCGCAGCGAACGGUUCAUAAGUCUCAGCACUCCGCAAGCAAAACAACCUACUCACAUCUUUUCCAUUAGUGAGAGUAGAAUCAUGGAAUUGCAUGAGAAAUAUCCGCGCGAAGUGUUUACUCACAACAAGAACUUCUUCAUGAGAGCAUUCCCAGCUGGGCGGAGGAUUAACAGCUCUAACCCGGACCCCAGUCUCUUUUGGCGGCGGGGGGUCCAGAUGGUGGCCAUGAAUUGGCAAAACCUGGACGAGGGAAUGAUGAUCAACGAGGCAAUGUUUGAUGGCGAGGAUGGUUGGGUUUUGAAGCCUGGAGCAUAUCAGAGUUCUGACAAGUCCAUGGUGACGCUGGAUCUGGCUGCAAAGCAUACGCUGCACCUCACAAUCACCGUCUUUGCCGGACGCAAUAUUCCGACUGACGACAGCGACAAAGGCGAUGACUCCCAGAGCAGGAAGGACCUUCGCCCCCGAGUCAAGGCCGAGCUCCACAUUGGCGAGAAUGAGAAAGAUGGGCAUGAGCACUCUUACAAGCACCACACAAAACCAGCCAGCACAACAUAUCCCGUUUGGAACGUUCAGAACAAGAAGAUUCUCGGUGAGAAAUUGCAGUUUCGCAACAUCCCCAAGGUGGUGGAAGAGCUGAGUUUCAUUCGAUUUAAAGUUGAAGACGCAUCUCACACGGUUAGCCAACCGUGCCUCGCCUGGGCAUGCAUCCGCCUCGACCGACUCCAGCAAGGUUAUCGCUUCGUUCGCCUCUACAACAAGAGAGGUGGAGAAAUCGAUGGCGGCAAGCUACUUGUCAAGAUUGACAAGAUGCUAUACUAA